AUGCAAAAUGGAAAGGAGGUGGAGGGCUCGAAGCAGACUAGCGGGCUCCGCUUUUUCGCCAUCUGGCUCUCCCAAAACCCUGAAGGAGAGGAAAAAAAAAAAUUGAGAGCAUCAGCUUCAAUCCCUCCCCAACCCAACACUCUCAACACCACAACAGACUUCGAGAACUACAUCGACAAGUCUUGUCAUUACCAUCUCUCAUCAUGUACGCAUCUCAUCAAACGUACCGCCUUCCGCGCUGCAUCUGCCGCACCGCAGAUUCAGGCCCGCAGCCUCACCUCCGCCCCAUCCCCCUUCGCUCUCCGCAACAAGACCCAAGCCGCCAUCUCGCAGUUCCAGGUCGCGGCUCGCAAGUUCAGUGACGACGCCGAGAAUGCCGUGAAGAGAGCAAUGGAAGCUGCGUCUGCACCUGAGGGCUCAAACACUUACACAGGUGGCAAUGCAGGUGGCUUCGGUGGCUAUCCUCCUAGAGAGCCGAGACAGUACGAAGACAGACGCGGCAGUGGGUCCUACGGGGGCGAUCGUGGCGGAAGAGAACCCUAUGGACGUGGUGGAUACGGGGGCGGACGCGGUGGACGUGGUGGCUAUGGUGGCGAUCGUCCAUCGUACGGAGGACGUGGAGGUGGAGGUUCAUCCUAUGCUGAUCGCACACGUCCUGCUUAUCCGGAGCGUGUACUACCUGCGCCGUCGAAUUCCAUAUAUGUGGGUAACUUGCUCUUCGAUAUCACCCAGGAGGACAUACAGAGGGAAUUUGAGAGCUUCGGUCCGAUCAAGAGUGUCACGAUUGCGUCUGAUAACCGAGGUUUGAGCAAGGGAUUCGGCUACGUCGAAUUUGAAUCCAUCGAGCAAGCCACCGCCGCAAUUGAAGGCAAGAACCAAGCUGUUCUCGAGGGCCGCCGCCUCGUCGUCAACUACAUGAAUAAGAGCCAACGCUCCCCCGCCGGUGCAGAGCCCGUCAACGAGCCCUCCAAGACCCUCUUCAUCGGUAACUUGGCCUUCGAGAUGUCUGACGCCGACCUCAACAAGCUUUUCCGUGACAUCCGAAACGUCAUCGAUGUCCGAGUCGCUAUUGACCGCCGUACCGGCCAGCCCAGAGGAUUCGCUCACGCUGACUUUGUCGACGUUGAGAGCGCGAUUAAGGGCAAGGAUGCGCUGCUUGGAAAGGAGGUCUACGGACGUACCCUGAGAAUUGACUUCAGUGCCGGUAUCCGGGACAGAAGAGGUGAUGGAACCCCGCCUAGAGACACUCGUGUCGAUGCUCCUGGAGGGGCCGAGGAAUAG
Molecule: messenger RNA, 1281 nt
Organism: Drepanopeziza brunnea f. sp. 'multigermtubi' MB_m1
Lineage: Eukaryota; Fungi; Ascomycota; Leotiomycetes; Helotiales; Drepanopezizaceae
Source: RefSeq, a predicted model, not a curated record